UUCCGUCCUGUGUCGGGACAACAUCGCCAAAGAGGACCACCUGACGGUUAGAUCGGACUAAAUGGAAGUCCUGGAGGAAACUCUCACUUACCGAGAUGACACCGGACUUUACAAGAAGCUGCUCCGGGAGGACGGGAAGGGCCUCGCCGACACACACAGCGACGAGUCCAACUACGUGGACCUGGACAUAAAACCAGACGUCACCAAAACUGUCAAAGUCACUUUCACCGGAGAGGGACAGCAGCUGUCUGUCAAAUGCGACGGUUCGAGACCGAGCGAGGCUAAAAUCAUCUCAGAGGACUUUGUGGAAGAACCUUCAAAGGACACGAGGACCACCGGCGUCUGCGCGCACGUUCUGGAUGAACCUGUCACCAAACUUCCCAAACCCAAUCAGGAUCAAGAGGAGAACUCUGACCGGAAAGAUGUGGAUGACGAGCGCAGUGAUCAGAGUGAUGGCCUGCGAUACACCGACAUGUAUUUAAACAGUAAUUCCGAGUCUGAUGACGGUGCCAGCACGGUGUUGUCGGACCACUGCGAGUACGACACGGCGGAGGACGAGUCUCACUAUAUCACCACGCACAAAAUCCAGCUGAUAGAGCUCGACCACGAUCCAGAUUAUGACCUGGGCAGGGGGACGUGGGACUUUGAGGACGACAAUCUGGUUUAUUCGUUUGUGGAUUACGCCUCUUUUGAAAGUGACGAAACGCAGGAUGGCACGAGCCUCGCAAAGGCGCAGCCUUGUGUCGGCGGUGCGCUGAUCAGCUCCGAGCAGGAGGAGAGCGAAUGCGCCAGCUCGGAUGAAAGCGAGUGUAAAAACCAAAGCCGAGACGACGUGGCCGAGAAAGUCCACGUCUCCAUCCAAACGUCCUCCAGGACAACCGAGAGCGAGCCACUGUUUUUCAGCGAACGCGCUGGAGACAGCGCCGGUGGCGCCAGAGCGGGGCCCCUGACCGAUCCGUCUAAAUAUUUUAUCCCUGCUCCAGGACGUCAGCACCUUGCAACCAAACUAAGACGGAAAGACAUUAAUGAGUAUUCCAGUGGAGCGUCCAGCUCCAUCAGUGAGAUGGAUGACGCGGAUAAAGAGGUGCGUAAUUUAACCGCCAAGUCUUUCCGAAGCCUGGCGUGUCCGUACUUUGAUGCCAUUAAUUUCAGCACCUCUAGCGAGUCCUCUGUGUCGGAAUAUGGACUAAAUAAGUGGUCAGCCUACGUGGACUGGAAUUAUGGGAUGGGGGGAGAACGGAGUCUCAUUGCGCACAAAGCCUUCAGCACGACACUGGGGAGGAGGACGCAUGGUGAGUCUGAUCCUCAAACCACACUGAACGAGAGAACAUCUCCUCCUCGAGAGCCGUCCACUGAUGCACCUCCACAGCAGGGUGGAGUAACUCUGAGCAUCCCUUGCAAUGUAGAAGAAGAGUUACACGAAGGUGCCCUGCGCUCGAAAAGCCACCACAGCGCGUUUUCCAGUGCCGAGGCGACGCCGGGGACUGCGUGGGCCAGGUCAGGCUGUGAGAUCAACACAGGAGACACUCACAAAAAAGCGAUUUUUGCAUCAAGUCUCCUCAAGAAUGUAAUUUCCAAAAAGAUGCAGUUUGAACAGGAGCGGAAAAUGGAGAGGGGUGAAAUCUUCGACACGCACCCGGCGCUCUCCUCUUCCUCUCAAUUGAAAGAUCAAGACGCCACGAAAGAAAAGAUGCAAACAUCUACAGGCUUGGGAUUUAUUCCCACUCCUGGAGAUAAGCAGCAGUCAAGCACGUGUGAACCUCCAGAAGCGGAGAAGCGCAAAAAAGCGCAAGAGGAUGCUUGCGCGUCAGAGAAGGGACAAGUGGAGCCUCCGAAAGAGCUCAUCUGCAGUCAGAGCAGCGCUUUUAAUUCUCUGAAAGAGCAGCAGCCACAGCUUACAAAAGAAGCUGUAAGUGAUGCAAAAGAAGAGUCGGAGAACAAGAACAUGCUGAGCAAACUGUCUCAGGUUUUUGUUCCAAGCUGCCAGCUUGUUUCCAAAGAGAAGGAAUCCACAGAACCUGUCACACCUGCUGGUGCACAAAAAUGUGAACUCAACACGAGUGUGAGUGAAGAAAAGUGGAGGCAGAGGAGGGCACCCGAAAUAAAAAUUUGUGUGAGAAGUGUGAAAGAAAACAGAGGGUGCACACUUAACAUAGCCAACCUGUUAACCCCUAAAAUUAGUUUAAACACCAUCAAUGCUUUGAGAGCAGUGGGAGAUUCUAAGUACCACGUUUUGUCUGCCUCAAACAAAUUUACAAACUUCACAGUUGGAGACACACACAGACAGACAGAGACACAGUUAAGAGACACCAAAUGUAAGUUUCAAACCCCGAUAUAUCAUGUGAGAGAUGUGCGAAAAUUGGUGAAAAGCUCUUAUCGUUUCAUGUCUUUGGAUAACAGCAAUAAAAGUUCCACCGCUCCUCCUAAAAACGAGGCUAAAACCGAACAGGUUAAAUAUUUAUUACCAAACCCGAUUGUAAUUAAGUAUCAUUCUGUUAAAACUACAACCGGAGGCUCACAGAACCGAUCGGAGACAGGCAGGUUGUCUCCGACAAUCCCUUUAGAAAUAUCUCAUGGUGAAAGGGAGCCAGUGAUGUGUGCAACGAGCAGAGCGCCGCCUACUGGAGCCAAACAACUCAAUACUUAUCAGUCCGAAAGUCAGACCAGCAGUGAGGUCAAACAGGCCAAACAGAGGCUCGAAGUGUUCAUGGGUGACACAGCUGAUCGGAGACACGAGACAACCAUACCGAAGCAGGCCGCCUUAGAGAAAUUAAAAGCUGCUGUCAAAACAAUGGAACAGCUUUAUGGUUUCACUAAUAGUGAGCAGAAGUGUAAAAAUGAAGGUCUGCAUGCCGUUGCAGACAGCCGCGUGGUUUCACUUAUCUCCCGUGAGGAGCACGGGGCCGGGGAGUUCGACACAACAAUGAGGAGCAGCAGACUCGCUAAUCCCGAAGAAAAAACAGAGAGGAUUCCUCCGGGUGAAACCCCACUGACCGAGAAAUGCGAGCUGCAAAAAGACAGAGAAAGCUUAACUAACACAUUUCCAACACAAUCACAACAAAGUAAAGUGUUCAAGAAUCAAAGCGUACUCCACUUUGGCCAAAGCAGUCAGACACAUGUCACAUCAAGUUUUGUCAGUAAUACCGCUCCACACAGUUCAGCCGUGCACACAUCAUCUGCUUUGAAAAGCUCCAGAUCACCUGUGGCUCCACACACAGCAAAAAUAGAAGCCCCAAAAGAUGGGCAGGUGGGUCAGGGAAAGGUCAAAGUCCGUCCCUCGAAUGUCACAGUUGCGCACGAUGGCUCAGACUCAGAGAACUAUUUAACUAUACCGGGACUGGGGUAUAAAAAUGAAAUCAAGCUGCUGAAUAGAGAGCAGCUGCUGCCGAGUGCUGUUUCUAACGCGAGCCAAAGCCUUACAGGCGGCACCGUGAGACCUGAGCAGUCAGAUCAGAAAAAUUCUCCAUUAAUCACAGAGUGCCCGGCUUCAGUCUAUCAUCACUCAGCAGCAGCUACACCAGGGCUGCAAACACAACAGGUGUUAUGUUUCUCGCCCUUCGUCCCCACUGUGUCGCCCACUCCACAGACUGAGCGAAAGAUGCUGUUGGACCCCACUACAGGACAUUAUUACCUGGUGGACACACCGGUACCCGCACCGACCAAGCGGCUGUAUGAUCCAGACACGGGUCAGUAUGUGGACGUGCCCAUGCCCCACUCACCUGUGCCAGCACCUGUUACCCCUGUGACUCCUGUUACCCCAGUCCCUCUUUCCUUGUCACCCUUGGCAGUGAGCUCAGGAGCAUAUACUCCCACCUACAUGAUCUACCCGGGGUUCAUCCCCUCACCCACGCUACAAGUCCAGACAGGGUUGUCUCAGACAUCGUGUCAAUCCGAGAAGGCAAAAGGGGAAAAUAUCAAACACGCCACAAGACAAUCUGGACAGGAAGUGAACGCAACAAGCAGAGAGAGUGUCUAUUACAGUGCGACAGCAGAGGCUCCGUCAGCGCCACAGCAGCCAUCUUUCACUGCCAGGGGACGUGCAACCAGGUCGGAGCGGAAGCCGGUUAUCAGCAUCACAACACAGCAAGGUCCAACAGUCGUCACCCCUCCUUCAUUCGCAGGAACAAGCUUUGUUGUGGAGCAUCGAUGACCAAGACAUCAUCACAUCACACAGUGUCAUCAGAGAUGCCUCAGAGAUGAAACACCUCCUUUUGUGAACACUGGGGACUCCGAUACAAUACCUGGGAGUUUUCAAGGUCUUCUUAUGAAAGGACUCCCAGAUUCCAUUCGGGUCGCUAGAUGUGUCCAUGUUUUCAAGUCUUCCACCAGACUGCAUGUAAAGACCUGUGAGACAGUCUGAUAUUGAAGUUUAGCUGCAUAAAGUCUGAGAUACAGAGCAGAUGGCAGUCUGCUGGACCUUCAGCUGAAUCCUUCGGGAAAAUACAACAUUGUCUGUUGGCAGAGUUCACAAAGUGGACGCUUCUAUAGACCCUACUGUUCUGCAGGAGUCUCCAGCAUCUUCCCACGAGGACAUGAUCCUUAGCCACCCCAACAGUAUUAAAACACCAUGUCCAGUGGUGUUGUCUGGACACUCAAAACAGGUGGAACGCACACACAGCAGAAUCCACAUACAGCACACACAGACGUGCAUGCAUCAUUCAACUCCAACGCCGAGAUGUGCUUGUGCGUUUUUGUGUGAUAGAGUGUGACACAUCAGUGACUGUGAUUAUCAUGAGUUGCACCAAAAUGUACUUUGGUCCAGCUCUUAGGCAUAGAGACAUUUUUUUCUCAAAGAAACAAAUACAAAACAAACCGUCAAAUUCUUUAAAUAUGCCCGAAGUUUACAAUGAAUGAUUUUUUUUUUUGUUGCUGUUGUUAAAUUCUGUAUGACCAAGACUGUUGUUCUGAUAAUUCUGUGUUGUUUUGUUCUACUUUGUUAGUAUGACCAUAACAGAUGGUCACCCCACUGAAUCUAGACUGCUUGAGGUUUCUUCCUAUAAUCAAUAAACACCUCAGAGUCAUUUGCGAGGUGGAUAAGAUUUAAAACUUGCUCAUGUGUGGUGUAUUGGGGUGACGUUUGUUGUGAUUUGGGGUUGUAUAAAUAAACUGAAUUGAAAUGAACUGAAAUGAGAUACACUCUGUGAUUUUCUGCUGUUGUACCCCAUCUGAUUCAAGUUUCAAUGUGUUGUGCAUCCAAAGAUGCUCUUCUGCAU
Messenger RNA from Thalassophryne amazonica, 5213 nucleotides. RefSeq lists its product as uncharacterized. The record is from RefSeq and is a predicted model, not a curated record. The transcript is spliced from 2 exons. Bases 62 to 4150 code for a protein of 1362 amino acids. Lineage: Eukaryota; Metazoa; Chordata; Actinopteri; Batrachoidiformes; Batrachoididae.